GCAAACAUGGCGUGCAAGAAAGUGUUUUCGUUGAAAUUUUCCCCUUAAAAUGCAAUCUUUUUAAGACUUAAAGAUGUUUAGGUAGUCCCAUUGAACGUGUAAGCAAAUCAACAAUGUUUGGAGGCAAAAGAACCCUUGUUUUUGUUCUGCUAUCCGUCGGAGCAGGAGGUUUACUUUGGUUGAGCGCAGUUUACUUCCGACGAAAACGAAGGCAACGAACUGCAGCCAUAGCUGAGAGUGAUUUACAGGCUGAACAGAACGAGGAAAAACCCAGGGGAACCUCCCGAAAAAUACCAGGACUGCGAACAAGAUCUCAACUUAAGUUCAAAUCUUCUUUAAAAGACUCUAAAACCAGCAAUGARGCUUCAAGAGGAGGCCUGAAUGAUGCAAUUGAUAGAAAUUCCAUGAUACCAGAUGGRAAGUCUUCAGAUGAAAGUUCAGGACUGUCAGAGUCACCACAGAGUGUUCAAGAUUGCAUUAGCCAAGGACUUGAUGAGUUCAAGUUUGCUCUGGAACAUUGGUACCAAGCAUCAAAUAACCUUUUGGAACUAAAAGAACAAGACAGAAUCAGUAGACAGGAUGAAAAUGCUUUGCAAUCGAUACUAAACUGUUCCCAAGAGCUGAGAAUGGUUAUAAUUCGCCAUGGCUUUGCUGAUAGUGAAAACUAUGCAAAUCCACCAAAAAAGUUGAUUCCCUGGAUGCAAAAUGAAGAUGAAAUAUUUGCUGAAGAUAUUGGAAACCUUGCGCAGGCUUCCCUYGAGGAUUCCGACUCUGAUAAUGAUUCGUUUYUGUCUGCGUCGGAAACUGCUGCAUUGGAGUUUGAUGACCUCAUUGAAGAGAGGUUUAUCAGAGAGUCUUCACAGCUAAAAAUGUUCAGGCAAACAAUUCUCAAAGCUGCUGACCAGCAUAGUCACCUAGAUUUCUAUGUGCGUGGAUUGGAGCAUUACGCAAGAUAUGAAAUUGAAUGCCGUAAGAUGAGGACUGAYGUUGUUGGCUGUAAAAGUGACAUGGAAUUCCUGGCAAAAGUUGUAUGCAUAAGAGAGGCCUCAAAGCUAGCCUUCUCAUCUCCUGACAACUGCACAUGGUUYGCAGAUAGUGGUCGAUAUUUAUUAUCAUCAAUAAUUGAAUCAAAGGGGAAUAACCCAGCAGACUUUGAAGCUGCAUUUGAUGAGUUGCUGCAGUACAGUGCAAAGCCUGAUAAUUGGAAACAAAUUGAAGAUGAAUUGAUUGGAAGAAGAGUGCCAGCCAUUUCAUUCUACGAUGUCCUGUUGGACUAUGUACUGUUAGAUGCCUUUGAUGAYCUUGCUACUCCACCCUAUUCUGUAGCUACUGCAAUUCAAAACCGCUGGCUGUCAGCGAGCAUCAAAGAAACGGCUCUCACUACUGCUAUAUGGGGAGUACUGAAAGCUAAGGCAUCGUACCUUGAAAACCAAUAUGGUUUUAUGGCUCAUUUCUAUGUGGUAUCCCAGUACACCAUACCUGUACUUGCAUGGGGUUUCCUGGGAACAGAUGAAGAUCUUAAAGAAUUGUGUGAAUUCUUUAAGGACCAAGUUCUUGGUUACAUCAAAGAUAUCUUUAGCUUUGAUGCUGCCGACUACUCUACAGUGGCUGGUUUAUCAGAUUCCAUCAUUCAGCUAGCAAAACUACGAUAUGAUAAUAUCAUGAAAAGAUUGGAAAAAUCUCUGCCACAGAAUGGCAGUGAACAGGCCAUGUCUGCUUAAUGUAUUUAUUUAGACAGCUGCGAGGGAGAUAGGUAAAAGGAGAGCUACCAUUUAGUCAUCCCAUUGAGAUAAAUGAAAGUAAUUUUAAAACGCUGUUUGCUUUCAUAAGCAGAAUAUUACAUGGUUACUUUGAGAUAUGGAUUUUGUUUUUUAUGCUCUUCYUUGAAGAUAAAAUCUUAUGUCUGCAUGACCCUAUAAUAACUUUAGAAAAAGAAUAAGAAAUUGUCAAUAUUUUAAAGUUUGUCUAUAAUAUUUAUAAAAGUAAAUAAGAUUUUUGGCGGAAGUAUUAAAACUUUUUAUCAUAARAUCACAUUUCUGUGGAAUGAAAUAAAAUUUCGAAAAUG
This is a messenger RNA of Exaiptasia diaphana, 2065 nucleotides long. RefSeq names its product mitoguardin 2. Lineage: Eukaryota; Metazoa; Cnidaria; Anthozoa; Actiniaria; Aiptasiidae. The transcript has 11 exons. Bases 114 to 1721 code for a protein of 535 amino acids. The record is from RefSeq and is a predicted model, not a curated record. Gene Ontology annotation, biological process: mitochondrial fusion.